AGUCCGAUUCGAAUCGGAUCGCGACCGUCAGGCGACUCACUUGAAUCUCACGAGCCUCGCGCGUCACGAGUCGGUCCGCCGCUUGAAUGUGACGUCAUCCGGGCAUCAUGGCGGAGUUCAGUGAGUUUGUGAACGUGCGGCGGCGAUUUAAGAUAAACGAACUAGAAGAAGAAGACGAAAAAACUGCUGGUCCUGAUGAGGAUGAGGAUGUGAAGGUGAAGUCUUCCUCUCGGAUCAACCGACACUCUGUCUUCUGGAUUCUGGCAUCCAUCGCUCUCACAUACUAUGUGGAUUUCUUCUCUGUCGUGCUGAACCACAGUGACAUUCACAGCUGGUGGUUUUCCGUGGGUCUGGUGCUGCUGGGAUUGUGUCUCAGUCUGGCGGCGUUCUGUAUCGUUUAUCUGGAGUGGUUCAGAGGCAUCAAGCACUACGAGCAGGAGUAUCCGGCCGUCCCCGCCGUCACCACCGCCGCCUUCAUCGCCGCGUCCUGCAGCUUGAACAUGGCUCUGUGGCCGGUCUGGUCCUUCUUCACGCCUGUGAUCCUCUUCACUCAGUUCAUGGGUGUGGUGAUGCUGAUCUCACUGCUGGGCUGAAGCUCAGGAGAGUCCGGCGCUGAUCCGCACUUCAUCACACGUGUGUGUGUGUAUUAACCUGAUGAAGGUCAGCUGACCUGUGACGGAACAUCAGUGACCUCCCGCUGACCUCUGACCUCAUUCAUAUCUCUCCCGUUUCAAAAGACAUUUUGUGUUUGGGUUUCCUGAAAGAGGUCGUUUGGGAAUCUUGUAAGGUAAAGAGGAUGUUUUCUUUGAGGUCCUGUACAUUCCUGAUUCGAGUGUCUUCUAAAAAUGCUUUAUAUUACCUUAAAAACGCUCUGUUUUGAGCGGUUAACUCAAGAUACUCGUGUUUUAUAUCAUGUUUUAAUGUAAUUAACCAAAUGCAUCAACUGAUGAAAUAAAAGCUGUUUGUAUUACAUGGAA
Molecule: messenger RNA, 977 nt
Organism: Ctenopharyngodon idella (grass carp)
Lineage: Eukaryota; Metazoa; Chordata; Actinopteri; Cypriniformes; Xenocyprididae
Gene: tmem128
Product: transmembrane protein 128
Exons: 4
Coding region: 108-593 (161 amino acids)
Source: RefSeq, a predicted model, not a curated record